Messenger RNA from Priapulus caudatus, 728 nucleotides. Its product is annotated as synaptotagmin-6-like. Gene Ontology annotation, cellular component: membrane. The record is from RefSeq and is a predicted model, not a curated record. Gene Ontology annotation, biological process: calcium-ion regulated exocytosis; regulation of dopamine secretion; regulation of calcium ion-dependent exocytosis. The coding region runs from base 51 to 728 and encodes 225 amino acids. The transcript has 4 exons. Gene Ontology annotation, molecular function: phosphatidylserine binding; clathrin binding; calcium-dependent phospholipid binding. Lineage: Eukaryota; Metazoa; Priapulida; Priapulimorpha; Priapulimorphida; Priapulidae.
GAGGCGACAUCUCGCAGCGCCGCUGCAGCGAGGUCAGCCAUUUUGGUCAGAUGGCGGAGCGGAGGCGAGGCGAGCUGCGCCGUGAUCGCAGCUACAGCUCGGGAAGCCGGCAGCGGAGCGAGUCCCUCUCCGAAUCCGGGAUAGGUACACUCGAUCUCGACCUAUACCGCAGGAAGACGGACGUGAUUUCUCAGAAGCUAGACGAACCAUCGAGCGGCCUUGGCAAGCUUCACUUCCGAUUGCGUUACGACUUUGACAAAUCGGAUUUUGUCAUACACCUGAUUGAAGCGCACGACCUGCCACCUGGCGACAAGGAGGGAUUCAACGACCCCUACGUUGAGGUCCGCCUGUACAAGGAGACCGAUUCCAAGCUGCGACGCUCGAGUAUCCAACGAAAGACGCUGUUCCCGGUCUUUAACGACGUCUUCAAGUUUCCGAUCACGUAUGAGGAGCUUCAAGAGAAGACGCUCCAUUUCUACGUCUACGACUUCGACAAAUUCUCGCGAGAGGAUGUCACGGGAGUGGUGAAGAUCGACAUGGGCAAGGUUGACGUCAGCUCCGAGCUAGAAGUCUGGAGUGACAUUCAGAAGCACAAACGAGUCCACGAAGGAGCUGGUGAGAUUCUGUUUUCACUCAGCUAUCUACCGUCAGCAGAUCGGCUUACUAUUGUCAUCAUGAAAGGAAAGGAUUUAAAACCAGCAGAGACUCAUCAGGGCUAUGGUGUGUAA